Penicillium maclennaniae is the source of this 1065-nucleotide messenger RNA. Its product is annotated as mitogen-activated protein kinase. The transcript is spliced from 4 exons. NCBI's taxonomy places the organism in Eukaryota, Fungi, Ascomycota, Eurotiomycetes, Eurotiales, Aspergillaceae. Gene Ontology annotation, biological process: protein phosphorylation; intracellular signal transduction. The record is from RefSeq and is a predicted model, not a curated record. Gene Ontology annotation, molecular function: ATP binding; MAP kinase activity. The coding region runs from base 1 to 1065 and encodes 354 amino acids. Gene Ontology annotation, cellular component: nucleus; cytoplasm.
AUGGGCCAGCAAAACCCCCCGGCGGGAGGAUCGCGGAAGAUCUCCUUUAACGUGUCCGAUCAAUACGAGAUCCAGGAUGUUAUCGGUGAAGGUGCUUACGGUGUCGUCUGCUCCGCCAUUCACAAGCCCUCCGGCCAAAAGGUCGCCAUCAAAAAGAUUACUCCGUUCGACCACUCCAUGUUCUGCCUGCGUACAUUGCGCGAGAUGAAGCUGUUGCGGUACUUUAACCACGAGAACAUUAUCUCCAUCUUGGAUAUCCAACGGCCCCGCAACUAUGAGGGUUUUAACGAAGUGUACUUGAUUCAGGAAUUGAUGGAGACUGACAUGCAUCGAGUCAUUCGCACACAAGAUCUGUCCGACGACCACUGUCAAUACUUUAUCUACCAGACACUGCGUGCCCUCAAGGCAAUGCACUCCGCCAAUGUUCUCCACCGAGACCUGAAGCCGUCUAACUUGCUGCUCAAUGCCAACUGUGAUUUGAAAGUGUGUGAUUUCGGCCUGGCGCGAUCGGCCGCCUCCACUGACGAUAACUCUGGGUUCAUGACGGAAUACGUGGCCACCCGCUGGUAUCGUGCACCGGAGAUCAUGUUGACAUUCAAAGAAUACACCAAAGCUAUUGAUGUUUGGAGUGUGGGCUGUAUCCUGGCCGAGAUGCUUAGCGGCAAGCCUUUGUUCCCCGGAAAGGACUACCACCACCAAUUGACCCUGAUUCUGGACGUUCUCGGGACACCCACCAUGGAAGACUACUACGGCAUCAAAUCCCGAAGAGCGCGCGAGUACAUCCGCUCGCUCCCCUUUAAAAAGAAGAUCCCCUUCCGCGCCCUCUUCCCCAAGAGCAACGACCUGGCCCUGGACUUGCUCGAGAAACUCCUCGCCUUCAAUCCCGUUAAGCGUAUCUCCGUCGAGGAUGCCCUGCGCCACCCGUACCUGGAGCCGUACCACGAUCCGGAGGAUGAGCCCACCGCGCCCCCGAUUCCCGAGGGAUUCUUUGACUUUGACAAGAACAAAGAUGCGUUGAGUAAGGAGCAAUUGAAAGGACUCAUCUAUGAGGAAAUCAUGCGAUAA